GUUCCAACAGCUGAUUGAAAUAGCUCGCAGUUCAUCGAGAUCACAACAUAAAUCUGACAAAAGAAAUAACAUACGGAGUUUGUUUUGGCACAUUUCCUGUUCUACACCGAGACGUUUUCGGAAUGACUUAGCUUUGUUACAGCUCCUUUUGCUUACCUUUCCUUUGUGGUGCAAAAAAGUCCAAUCAUGGAUAAGAUUUUGGAGGCACUGGUCAGCUCCUCCCACCCUGUGAAUAUCAAGCGGGCUAUUGUGAAAAAAGUGAUUGAGGCAGCGGAAAAGGAGGUGACAGAGGAACAGUGCCAGGCCUUGUACCAUCUCACCACCCGCCUUAUUCUCCUGGGCGAGGAUGCUUUUCAGCGACAGGUCGGCCUACAAGUGCAGGAGGCCUAUGCACGCUUUCACCGCGAUGAGUUUGCCCGCUUCCUUAGCAAAGAGUAUGUGCUUGGACUCCUACAGCAGGGCUUCGACACUUUGGACCGAAGAGACCCUGCAAUCUUGGACUUUCUUCACGGAUCCUUGCGGCUGCUCAUCAGCUGUCCGGCUGUGUUAGAGUUGGCACCGCUGCUUCAGACGGAGUUCUUGUGGAUGAUCUGUGAGCGGCCAGAACCAGCAACCUGUGCUAAGCUGGCCACCAUACUGACGGACUUCCCUCAGUGCAUUCCACGAGAGAAGGCAGGAGUUCUCUUCUGUCAGCAGCUCGUGCGCACCUUUGCGUGUUUCCACUGUCCUGCCACUGAAGAGCGGGAGUUGCGGGAAUAUGUGACCCAGGUGACUAGGGUGAGUGCGCUACUGCAGGGCAUCUGGAAGGCAGAGCUGGCCACACUGCUGCCCUCACUGCAGGAGGUGUUUGCAAUCAUCUCAUCCACAGAUCCUUCAUUUGAACCCUCAAUUGCUCUAGCAAGCCUGGUCCAACACAUCCCUCUGCAAAUGAUCACAGUCCUCAUCAAAAGCCUCACCACUGACCAGAACGUCAAAGACGCCAGUAUGACACAAGCCCUCUGCAGAAUGAUUGACUGGUUGUCCUGGCCUCUGGCCAAUUAUGUUGACACAUGGGUCAUUGCUUUAUUGAAAGGACUGGCUGCUGUUCAAAAGUUCACCAUCCUCAUAGAUGUCACAUUACUCAAAAUUGAGCAGGUCUUUAAUCGUCUAUGGUAUCCCAUUGUGAGACAGGGAGCACUGGUGGUUCUUUCACACAUGCUGCUUAGUUUCCAGCACUCUCCUGAAGCCUUCCACUUAGUAGUUCCCCAUGUAGUCCCACUAGUGCAAUCCUUGAAGAAUGAUGGACUCCCCAACAGCAAAACCUUCCUGCUGCAGUUCGCAGAACUCAUCCACUGCAUGAUGUACCAAUAUUCUGGCUUCCCAGAUCUCUAUGAAAGCAUUCUUGAAUCCAUUAAAGACUUACCUAAACUUAGUGAGGAGAAGAUAAAAUUUGUCCUCAACCAAAGUGCCUGGACUUCACAGUCAAACUCAUUUGCCUCGGGUCUGCCCAAGCUCACAAGCAAAUCAGAAACGGGGAAGACAGGACUUCUGAAUCUGGGCAACACAUGCUACAUGAACAGUAUCAUCCAGAUAUUAUUCAUGGCUACCGAUUUCAGACGACAUGUUCUGUCACUUCCUUUGAAUGGUAGCAACACUCUCAUGAAGAAGCUACAGCUUGUGUUUGCCUUCUUAGGCCACACACAGAGAGCAGCAUAUUCACCAAGGAGUUUCUUGGAGGCGUCUCGACCACCCUGGUUCACAGGUGGAUCCCAGCAAGACUGCUCAGAGUACUUGCGCUUUCUGUUAGACAGGUUGCAUGAGGAAGAGAAGACCCUCUCAGCCCUUCAGGUGACCAGCCCAAAACCUGCACCUGCAUCCCCUUCUGCUAAAACCGUUUACGAUGCUGCAUGUCAGCCGGUUGCUGAUGUGCCAUCACACUCAGUAGUUGUAGAAGGAAACGGUCGCACUCUAGUGGAGCGUAUGUUUGGUGGUAGACUCUCUACAGCCAUCCGUUGCCUGCAAUGCCACAGCCUAUCAGAAAAAGAGGAGCCAUUUACAGACCUCUCCCUUGCCUUCUGUCCCUCUAUGUCACAGCCACUGGGUCCCACUGAUGAGCACAAAGGCUCCUCCACUAUGGGGUCCUGCCAAGGUGCAGUGAAUGGAGGCAGUGAAAGCUUAGAGGGCUCUGGAAAAGAAGGUGCAGGAAUCAGGAUUGAAAGGCCAGUGGUGGAGCCUACCCUGUCUGUGCCAGAUUUAGUGGACUAUUUUCUGGCUCCAGAAAUCCUGGAGAACGACAACUGCUACUUCUGUGAAUGCUGCAGUGCACUGCAGAGGGCUGAAAAGGUUAUGUGUGUGGUGGAAGCACCCGAGUACCUCAUUCUGACUCUGCUACGCUUCUCGUAUGAUGCCACAUGCCACGUGCGCCGUAAGAUCCUGGACAAUGUAGGCAUCCCAGUGCAUAUGUACUUGCCUAUACAGCAACAUGGUAGCUCUGCUUCUGCAGCUGCAUCCUCCUCAUCGGACUCCUCUGAAAGUGGUGAGAAUCUAGCAAAGAAGCUCAAGCCUUCUCACAAAGAGGAGGGGAUAAUGGACAGCAGGACAAAAAGCGAGAAAAACGGCAACGAUUCGAAGACUGUGCCGUAUGUUUUGAAUUCCGUUGUGAUGCAUUCUGGUAUGUCCUCUGAGAGUGGUCACUACUACUCAUAUGGAAGGAAUGUGAGCAGUACUGAUGGUUAUUUAGCUCAGCCAUGUCCUAGGACUCAGGGAAACUCCAGUCUAUCUGAGGUCUCGACAGCCCCAAUGGAAGAAAUGGGGAAUUGUGUUGACCAUAAGUCAAUGGACUGGUUCUUGUUUAAUGACAGCCGAGUUACUUUUACAAACUUUCAGUCAUUGCACAAUGUCACAUGUCGCUUCCCUAAGGACACAGCCUACGUCCUGAUCUAUAGGAAACAAGAAGUAAGUGGACAAUCUAGCAACGCAGGACCUGUCAUAAAUAGCUCAAUUCUGAGCGGAGAGCCACCCUUGCAGAAAGAGCUGAUGGAUGCCAUUACCAAAGACAACAAACUAUUCUUACAGGAGCAAGAGCUGAAUGCCAGGGCUCAGGCUCUCCAAGCAACCUCAGCUUCCUGCUCAUUUCGGCCCAACGGUUCUGAUGACAAUGAGCCUCCUGGCAGCUGUGGACCCUCAGGUGGGGGUGGAGGCGGGGGCUUCAAUACCAUAAGCAGACUCGUAUUCUAAGAAAGAGUCAUAGAAAUGCACAUUUAGAGCACUGGACAGACUCACUGACCUCACUGAGCUCCAUUCUGUGUCUUAAUUGCCCACUAUUUGGAUAAGUGUGCCAACUGAGUACAUAUUUGUCUUUUUUUCUGGUUUGCAUGCAUUUUCCCCUUUUAUAUCUACUUAAUUUUUAUUUUAAAUUAUAUGGAGCACUUUCAGUACUACAGGUCAGAAGUAGAUAUGCAAUACAUUUUUACAGUAAAGAUUUUGGUAUCAUCUUGGAAUCUUAAUUGUUCCAUUUAUACAUAAAGUCAUUAGGAAUUUUUGGAUCAUACUAUAAAAAAAAAAUAUUUGCAUGAAUAUUUUAUUGGACAUACUCCAACUUUUGGUUUGGGAAUUGUAAAUUGCAGUUACAGCAAUUUUUUUUUAUUAUUUAAGUUAUUUUAUUCAGGAAAUAUUGUUUUGAUUUAACUUUUAAAAAAUUUUUAGCUGAUUUUAUGUGCCUUUAAGUACUUACAGAUUAUACAGAAUUGAUUAUACAGAAUUAUUUGACUGGAUAGAACUUGCUCUUGCUGUACAGUGUUAAUAUGUAAUGAAUAUGAUUUUGCUCUAUAGUAAAGACUUAAAUUAUUCA
Messenger RNA from Xyrauchen texanus (razorback sucker), 3829 nucleotides. Its product is annotated as ubiquitin carboxyl-terminal hydrolase 38-like. Gene Ontology annotation, cellular component: nucleus; cytosol. The transcript is spliced from 11 exons. The coding region runs from base 187 to 3216 and encodes 1009 amino acids. The record is from RefSeq and is a predicted model, not a curated record. NCBI's taxonomy places the organism in Eukaryota, Metazoa, Chordata, Actinopteri, Cypriniformes, Catostomidae. Gene Ontology annotation, molecular function: cysteine-type endopeptidase activity; cysteine-type deubiquitinase activity. Gene Ontology annotation, biological process: ubiquitin-dependent protein catabolic process; protein deubiquitination.